UUGAUCUAGAAGAAAGAUAUGUGAAAAUUAAACAAUUUUUGAAUUAGUUGACCAGGUCCUGGGUAAGUGAAAAAGCAGUGGAUGAAUUAAGUCUAGUCAGAGAACCAACAAAGACAAUGCGAAGUUAUUCUGCAACAGAGUCUUUGUCACUACAACAAGGAAAAUCCAUGUCAUGCGAAAAUAUGAUGUUAGCUUCAGCUACGACACCUCCAGUUCUUGCGACUUCAAUCAGUCUUACAACGUCUUCUUCCUUUGGAGGGACCCGAAACAGUUCAGGCAGCCUAACGAGUGGAGGAACGAUGAGCUCAAACAAUAGUCGCCCCGUGAGUUUAGAAGAUGAUGAAGAUAAACAGGAAAAUGAUCUAGAUAAAAAGGUACCGACUAGUAGCUUUUGGCUAUUUGGAAGAAAGAGUGUCGACAAUGGCCAUCCAAAUAUAGGAACGAUGCAUAGGUCUCCCCGACAUUUCUCCUUUGAUGAACUAAACGAAAGCAAAAAGCCAAAUAUCAAGUCUUCUGUAGUUUCUUCUGGUUCACAGCCUUACACAACCACAGACAUAGGCACGUUUCGUAUUCAUCGUGAAGGUUCGCAAGGUUCUUUGUCUAUUUUUCGAAAAGAUUUUUGGAAAAGUAAUCAUACUCAACGAUUCCAAACUGACAGUUAUCAAGACAGUGGCCAAAUGUCUAACAUCCUGACAUCCCCACAUCCUCUAGACAACUGUUGAUAGCAUUGUAUCAUUUUAUUAUAAUUAUUAC
Molecule: messenger RNA, 753 nt
Organism: Gilbertella persicaria
Lineage: Eukaryota; Fungi; Mucoromycota; Mucoromycetes; Mucorales; Choanephoraceae
Exons: 1
Coding region: 117-722 (201 amino acids)
Source: RefSeq, a predicted model, not a curated record